AUGCCUUCCGCCAAUCUGUCCGCGAUCUUCCAACCAGGCAUGCUGUCCCACCCCCAGCACGAUAUGUCCCCAGAGGAAUAUAAGUUGAGUCAGGAUGUGUUGAUCUUCUUGAUUGAGAAUCAGGAUCACUUCCUGUUCGGAAUGAGUGGCACCGCGGCCGAUGAACAGACCAUGAAAGAGGUCGAGGGGGGCAUGCCACGAGCCGCAUCACAUCCGACUGUCCGGCGGUCGGUAUCCAACGCUAGUGCGAACACCGAAAGUCAUCGCAAGUUGGAUAGUAUCCGACGAAAUGUCUCCGUAUCAUCGCGCAAUUCCCGUCAUUCCAACAACGCCCAGAGCCCCGUAACUCCCACCUCAAUGACCGCCGGUGGUAGUGGCGGUGGUGUUCAUCGGAGCAACACUCUACCCUCAAAGAUGGGCCCCGUCUUGACUUCUGCUCGUUAUUCACGUGCCAACGACACUGGCUCGAACACCCCUUCCGGCCUCGCCGUUUCUCAUCAGAGUUCUCGGUCAACUAGUCGGACACCGUCGGUGCGCGAAGAGCCCGAAAAGCCUGAGCCGAUCCCCGAGUCAGUCUCUCAUACCGCUCCUCAGCCAGUGCCUGAAAGGACUUCCGAGCAGCGUCCCGAGCAGCGACCCGAGCAGCGGACCCCUAGUCAGUCCACUAGCUCAUUGACCCCAGGUGGAGCCUACGUGCACACGUCAACCCAUGGCCCAUUGCCUCCGGCAGCUGCAGAACGUCUUAGUCUUGGCGAAGCUGCCAGGCCCCAUGAGAAUCUCAACGCCCCGGUCGUCUCGCCCCCGGUUGCCUCACCCCCACAGGUUGUCACCCCGAGCCGUGAGCGCAAGCUUUCCAAUUUCUUCACCAAGUCACCGCCAGCUGAUAGCGAACUGAGAGAACCACGGCAACCAAACCGCUUGAAGAAGAAGCGCAUUCCCGGUAGUGCAAGCAUGAGCGCACAAAGUUCGGCCAAUUCACUCCAUGCUUCGAGUGUAGACCCUAGUGGGGAUCUUGAGCCUAAACACGAAACCCGGUCCAUCGAAGCUGCUGUUGGCGAUACUACCCCGAGACCGCCAAAUGCCGCGACUCUUGGCAAUCGCGAGAACCCUUUUGACUCAAACCCGGCUCUCGCGGAGAGUACCUCGCAACCUCACACCGACCACUCUCUACGACCUAACAAGUCACGCACACCCUCCAUGAACUCCCGUUCAUCGUUCACUGAUCAGUCUGACAUGGACCAGCCUGAUGAUGCCUCUCGCCAUGAAAAUCGUCGUAGUUGGCGGUUCCAUCGGUCGUCCAAGCGCACCAGCGAGCAACUUGGGCUAGGUUUCGCAUCUCCACCCCUGGUAGCGACAAAUCCCCGAGCCGAACAAAGCACCAGUUCAAUCGGCAGCGGACACCACCAAAGCACGGACCUUUCCAGCCACCCACUGAGCUUGGAUGCUGGCAUUCAAAGCGCUCCGUCCACGCCAUCCGAACACGAGAAGAAGAGUUUCUUUGGAAAGUUCAAGGCCAAGGUCGCUCAGGUUGUCAAGGAUGAUCGUGAGCGCACAAAGAGCCCCACCAGAUCGGAGGACGACCCUUCCCUCACCACCCAGCCUCUUUCUCCUAUUGCCACAGAGUCGACAAAUGGCAACCCAGCGCCAGUUGAAGUCCCACAACCGCAUAUUCCCGAGUCGUCUGCACCGGUGGCUGUCGUUGAGGAAAAGUCGUCUGCUCAGCUUCCUGCUACCGAGUCCGUGUUGGCACCAGAAGCAACAGUGUCCCAUGAGACCCCGAAAGAGACCGCAGGACCGUCCACCUCGGCUGCUUGA
Molecule: messenger RNA, 1815 nt
Organism: Penicillium coprophilum
Lineage: Eukaryota; Fungi; Ascomycota; Eurotiomycetes; Eurotiales; Aspergillaceae
Product: Rho GTPase activation protein
Exons: 2
Coding region: 1-1815 (604 amino acids)
Biological process (GO): signal transduction; activation of GTPase activity; regulation of fungal-type cell wall organization
Cellular component (GO): cell cortex
Molecular function (GO): GTPase activator activity
Source: RefSeq, a predicted model, not a curated record